GGUGAGUGGAGUUCGCGGCCAAACACCGCCGUCGACGCGCACUGCACGCUAAGUGCAAGCGAAAGCUCGAUCACGGUUUAAUACCCCGACCUCAAGUGUGCCGCACGAGACGUCCUUUUACAACCGAACUUCAGGAUUUUCAUCUAUUACGCAAAUUGUAUUUAAUAGGCGUGUCUCGCUGCAAACGCGCGCCAAAACGGAUUAUAUUUUGCCGAAUAAAAGAUUGAUUGAAAAGGAAACUUAAACUUAUAAUAAUAACAACAGAAACAACAACGACGACAAAAGCAGUGACAAAGGGAACGAAAAGUGUAAAACAUUUGUGAACGAUACCAAAAUUUUCUAACAAAAGAAAGCGAGGAAAAAAAAACGUGCCAGUGAUUUGUCGUUAUUUUCAAAAUAUACGUUACAUAUACGUAUAUGCAACAGUGUACAAAGAAUCUAAAAGAGAAAGAAAAAUUUCAUUUGCAAUAAAUAAACGAAGAUGCAGAUUCUGCGAGAAAAUUGUGUCGUAAUAAUAACAAUUGUACCGAGGAGAUAAUAAUCGAAUUGAAUUUACAUCGUGGAUAAGGAAGAAAAAAAAGGAAUAAAAAAGGGUGUUGAAAAGCGGGAAAGAAAUACGCGAAUUGUUCAAAGUGGCUGCGAAAAAAGAAGAAUUCAAGAUGAUGAAAAAGGAGAAACCUAUGAUGUCCGUAACGGCCAUCAUUCAGGGAACCCAGGCGCAGCACUGGGCCCGCGGAAACACUUGGCUGAGUUUGGAUAACAGCAACCUGUCAAUGUCCUCCGCAGGGCCGCAGAGUCCUCUGGAAAUGAAGCCAGACGCUUCCAGCCUCUUGAAUCCUGGCAGCUUUAGUCCCUCAGGACCCAGCAGUCCAGGGUCAUUCAGCAUCGGAGGGCACAGCAGUUUGCUCAGCACGUCUCCCGGAGGUCAGAGCAAGUCAGGAGGUGCCGGAUCACCGUAUCCGCCCAAUCAUCCUCUCUCAGGAAGCAAACACCUCUGUUCUAUAUGCGGGGAUCGCGCAAGUGGAAAACACUACGGAGUUUACAGCUGCGAGGGAUGCAAGGGUUUCUUCAAACGCACCGUACGCAAAGACUUGUCGUACGCAUGCCGGGAAGAGAGGACGUGCAUAAUAGACAAAAGGCAGAGGAAUCGCUGCCAGUAUUGUCGGUAUCAAAAAUGUUUGGUAAUGGGCAUGAAACGUGAGGCGGUACAGGAGGAGAGACAACGUACCAAGGAAAGAGAUCAAAGCGAAGUUGAAAGCACUAGCAGUUUGCACUCUGAUAUGCCGAUAGAGCGCAUACUGGAGGCGGAGAAAAGAGUGGAAUGUAAAACCGAGCACCAAGGAAAUUACGAGAACGCCGUAACUAAUAUUUGCAACGCGACGAACAAACAGUUGUUUCAGUUAGUUGAGUGGGCUAAGCAUAUUCCUCAGUUUACCUCGCUACCGCUUGAGGAUCAAGUACUUCUUCUCAGAGCUGGAUGGAACGAGCUACUGAUAGCAGCUUUUUCUCACCGGUCUAUCGAAGUCAAGGAUGGGAUUGUUCUUGCAACAGGAUUAACUGUUCACGGUGAUUCCGCCCGUCAAGCAGGAGUUGGUACAAUAUUUGAACGAGUGCUUACAGAGCUAGUUGCUAAAAUGCGGGAAAUGAAAGUGGACAAAACAGAGCUUGGCUGUUUGCGAUCGAUCAUUCUUUACAAUCCGGAUGCUCGUGGUUUGAAAUCCAGGCAAGAGGUCGAGCUACUCAGGGAAAAGGUUUAUGCAUCGUUGGAGGAAUACACCCGCACAUCUAGGCCUGACGAACCUGGUCGGUUCGCAAAGCUCCUUUUAAGACUACCUUCGCUACGUUCUAUCAGCUUAAAAUGCCUCGAGCAUCUGUUUUUUUUUAGAUUAAUAGGAGACGUGCCGAUCGAUACUUUUCUCAUGGAAAUGUUAGAGUCUCCAUCAGAUCCUUAGGAGCAGGAGGUGUGUCGCAUUUUAGGGCACGCCGACAUGUGACUUCUGACGUAUUCUUUUUUCAAUCCCAUUUCAGAAGCGAAGUAUUCGCAUUACCACCUAUUAUGUUUGUUUUUUUUUUUUCUUCUUUUUUAUUUUGAUUUUUUAUUUAUAAUUAUUUUCAUUCCCAUAUCCAGUUUUAUCGUUAAUACUUUCAAAUUCGGGGGCUUAUGCGUCAAAUGCGUCAGGGUAAAAUAAUAAAGUGUAAGUUGUAAACCGUAGGUGAAAAAAAGUCAAGGCACGCGUUGUUCUUUGUAAAUUGGCGCAUAAUUUUUUUCUAAUUUAUAAUUGCGUGUAAUAAUAAUAAUACUAAUAAUAAUUAUAAUCAUAUAUCUGUGUACUCGAUAAAUGUGUAUGAUAUAAAUAAUUGGGUAGUUGAGACAUAGCGUAGGUAGAAAAUUCGGUGAUGACAAAAUUGAGAUAAACGUGAUACAAAUACGGUGCUAUUCUAUUCUGAAAUUUAGCAGUUAAGUAUUCAAUGUCAAAAAUUCUUAGCUAUUGCAAUUGAUGUAUUUCUAAUGGGCUGUAUUGAGAUAUAACUUCAACUCGAUCUUUAAUGAACGCUUUAUUUAGAAAGGUACGCAGAUUAUUAAUUAAUAAUUUUUUCCCCUAAACUCGCAUCGUUUCCAUUGUCUGUCGAAAUUUCAAUGGUACGAUAUGUGCACAGGUCAGACGGAACACUGAAAUAUUUGAACACAGUGUAAGAUUUUCUGAAUAUCAGCUAUCUGACUGCAAUGAGACUUAGUUACGUAGAAAAGGAUAUCGGUCAACUAAAAUUUUCGGAAAAAAUGAAUUCAGAGACUUACAUGUGAGGUGGUCAUAAUCGCGAAAAUAUCACGAUACUAUGUCGUCAUUGAUAUAUUUAUUCUGAAACAUAUCUCAAGAGUAAGUGUCUCUGGCAAUUAUUUAUUGAAAUUCUUCAACUACGGCUUACAAUUUACACAUUCGUUAGUCAGGACACCCGGCAAAACUUAAUUGUAACAACAGAAAAGAUGAAAUUUUGUUAUUUUUACUAAUAAUAUGUCAACAUAAUGGAUUGUAUUUUUGUUGAACUAUGGUUGAAUGAACGUAGGCUCCUACAUUAUAGGUAUGCCUGUAGACAUAUGUUAUGAAAUAAUGUUCCUAAGAUAGUUGUUAUUUUCACAAUUUUUAAUUAAUCUUUAAUUACUAUAUUAUUUCUGCUUUUGUUCGUCUACGAUCGAAAGGUAGCGUCAAUAAUGAUUUUUAUACAUAAUCAUUGUUUUGGUAAAUAAAAAUACAAUCCAAUAAUAAUAUUAACCCAAAAAAUCUUGGGUUCAACAAAAUAUGCAGAUAUUUGAUCACAGUAAUUUAUUAUUCUUCUUCUUCUUCUUAUUAUUAUUAUUUGUAUAUUAGAACAAGCUAAAAGAAUUUGAUAAUUCAUUCAUUUAACUGUUUCUUUUUUCGAUUAUGUUUUAUGCAUCAUAUGCAUGUAUGUCACAUUACAUUGUAUUGUGUUAUAAUAUAAGAUAUUUUAAGGUUCGAUUAUACUGUAUACACAAUAUAGAUAAAUAGAUAGAGAAAGAAGAUCUGUAGCAUAAUUCUCGGAAAAUUGAAUGAAAUCUUCAAAAUAAUAAAUUCGAACAUCAGUUCAGUUGACGGUAAAAAAUUCACAAUCGCAAUUGUUGUAUUUUUUAUCCAUUAGGGUUUUUUCAAAACUGAUGACGGAGUUACAGUCUGUCAGUUAUUAAAAAUAUUUAAAUAACGUAAAAAUGUUAUUUCCGAGUCUAUAGGAAUGUCUGACUAGUUAUCAAAAAGACGGGUCGUUGCGGAGAUAUUUUCUUCACAACGACUUAUUACGUGUGAUCUAAAUUUUUACAACUACCACGCAUAAUAUGGAAACUCUACAACGUUAAAGCUAAAUAUAUUAUACUUAUAUACAUAUGUAUAUAGUUUCAUUAAUGAUACCGUGGAUAAAAUUGAAUUUGUUAGGUACUCGGUGAAUCACCGAUUCAGUUUACUGGUUGACAAGUUGUGCUUUGAAUCUGAUCUAAAGAUAAUGCAUUGAAUUGAUAUUUUCCUGUUGUAGAUCAUUUGAAAUCAGAAUCAAGCAUAGAUAAAUUUCGAUUACGAUUAUUCGUGUUAAAUUAAUCGAUAGAAGAGAAUGCUGAUAAUCAAAGUAAAUGAGGUGAAAAUCGGGCAAUUUACAUUUUUGUUAUAUUUUUCAAAUAAUGGAGGCAUCAAUAUUCUUGCCGGAUUCAAGACCCUCAACUAUUUAAAUAUUAUUCUUUGUAGGAAAAUAAAUGCGAAAAAUUGAACACAACUAUGAUCAAAAAUGUUGCGUCAUCUUACUGCGAAGCCAAAUAAUCAACAUGUUCACAUAGCAGCGAAUUAAUUCCUCAUGUGUCUUUAAAAGGAUUCUUUGCUAUCGUAUGGUCGAUAAUUUCGCAUCUUCUAGUAUUAAUUAUUUUAUCAAUCAUAGGUGGAUGAUCAUACCUAUUACGAUAUGAAUAGAUUCUUAAAUUAUAGAAAUUACUAUUAUUGUAUUAUUAAAAAUAUUUCUAUUUGCGUGUGAUUGCCUACGAUUGUUAGAGCUGUUGGUUAUUGUUAUGGGCUUGAAGAGGAAGAAGUAGAGAAAUUGAAGAGAGUAUUUACUGUUGUCCUCGCAUGAUGAUUAUUAUCAAAUUGGAAACUUUUAUUUCCUAAUUUUAAUUUUUUUUUUUUUUUUUUUUUUACUGCAUUAGAGUUGAAAUUAUUCCAAGCAACUGCAAGUUUAUAAUACAUUUUAUUCAGCUUAUCGGAAAGUACGAAAUUUAAAAUGGGGAUUCAGAAACGAAUUUGAAAAGUGGAUAAAAUGUUAUGAUAAAAUGUAUUACUUAUUAGCGAACUUGUUUGUUGACGUUAAUGAAUUAUAGGCCAAAUAACACCGGAACUAAAAAGCAUAAAAAAGUAUGGAAUGCCUAGAUAUUCUUGAUGUAUUUUGUCAAUUUUGCAGGAAGUUAGUGUGAUGACUUUUCAUAACGUUAGGUUUUGUAUACUAUGCUAUUGUGUAAAAAUGUGAACAAUUCCCCUAAUUACAUAUGCGUAAAUAUAUGAAGAAAAUUAUUUAUAAUCUGUAUAAAUAAGUUAUUAUUAUUCCGUAAAUAGUACGUUUGUUUCACAAUUCGAUAGAAAUGUAACCGUUGGUAUGAAAUUGUUUCGAACAUUUAACAGAAUUGUGGGGUGCGAGUGUUGUUACCUGUGCAUAGAUUUUCAAUAUAAAUAAAUAAUAAAUAUAUAAAUGUUACUAUAAAACAAAAAUAUCUAUAUUUCUAAAUUGUAACUCAUCUUUUAAUGAACACAUACAAUACGAAAACCUCAGUAGCCGGUCAGUAGAUUAGAUUUUAUUAAGCUACAAAUAUUUAAUAUUACAAGUAAUAUUCAAUUGUGCAUUAUAUUGCGCGAUAUAUACGAUGUUAUAAUUGUAAUAAGGAAAUAUAACAUUACAUUUAAAAAAUAACUAAUCAAUCCCUGAUAUAAAUGAUACAAAAGCUGAUGAUAAUAUUAUACAUAAUUUUUGGUUACAAAUGUCAACGUAAAAUGAAAUAUUAUUAGACUUUAGACUAUGAACGAUCAGUUAUUGUUCAACACCGUCGUCUUUGGUCUAUUACUAGUAUACGCUUUUUGCCAUAUGUCGUUUCAUAAUAUAAUUUAGAUAAAUGGAAUAAUACGAUGCUCAAAUUGUAUUUAACGUUUUCUCAGCUUAGCGCGCAUUAUGUCUUAAAAAUAAAACACAAGUAGGAGUAUUGCAAUAUUUCACCAGAUAAUAUACGCUUCGAAAGAUAAAGUUUUCGUUGAAAAGAUGAAAAGUCAAAGGUUUGUUCUAUUUUAAAAAAUGUAUUACAAGUAGAACCUUGCUAAUCCGAGGUAUUGCCGGCUCACCUUAGCUUGGGUAAUCAAAAAACUCGAACAACACCGACUAGAGAAAUAACAAUACAUGCGUGAGUGAUCAGAAAUAUUAAUUAUAUUUUUCUUCAUGAGCAAUCAUUCUUGAGCUGUUAUGAGCUCAUGUGUCAUUAACCAGGGUUCGUACGCACAGGGAAAACCUGGAAAACCGAGAAAACUCAGGGAGUUUCUUGCAGCAGGGAAAAGCCAGGGAAUUUCGAAAAUAAGACUAGAAUUUUAAGUUUCUUGAAGAAAUAAACUCGUUCUUAUACGUACAUUACUUGAUAUCUAACCUCCUCUCGUUUUUUUCUUACUGAAAAUCGCUGGCUGUUGUUUGUAAAUUAGUAGUCGGACACUGAAUUAAUUAUAAGAUAAUAUUGAAGGUAUUAGUAUUAAUAUGCAAAAAAAUUGUCAUUAAUCAGCGGCAUAUUUCUUGGAAGGUUACUGAAAAAAAUCAUAUUUUCAGGCUGGAACACCUGGAAAAGUCAGGGAAUUUCGAGUUCCAAAAAGCGCACGAACCCUGUUAACUCAACUACGUUAAAAAAGGAUAGAAAUACAAAUACAAUUACAUUUUCAGGGAAAGCAGAUCACAAAAGCAAAGAUUAACCACAAUGGAUGUAUUUACUAGGAGUUAACAAAAAGUAGAUAUUUUUAUCUAUCGCAGAGAAGACGAUCUUCAACAAUUGCGAACAUGGAUGAAGCAGGCUCAGAUGAGCAAGGUCUAGAUUCUGUUUCAACAUUAUUGUUCCAAUGGUCAGUUAAUUCUUGUCAUUCACUUAUUGAUCGAACAGUGUUAAAUUAUUAUAAGUCAUUAGGAUCUUAAUUAUGGCAGAAAAAUUGCAAGACAAUUACUUUCAGAGACAAAACUAGACCAGUACAAAAACUUCUAUCAAUGAAAAUUCCUCUUGCAGUUUGAGCAAGAUUUAUCAUGACCGCUUAUUAAAAAGUAGUGAUUCUCCUACUAACUUACUGUACCUUCAUGAGAGCUAAGCUAGUAAAUUAUAUAAGUGCCAGAGUACUAACUUUCCUCAAUCUAAAUGUCGUAUAAAACAAUACUUACACAUUACUGUUACUGAUGUAUGUAUAUAAUAUAUACCAUGCACUAUAUCUUUAAAAUAGUCUAAUAUAUUAUUAGGAUCGUCUGUAACACAUUAUGCAUACACAGUUGUAUAAAUUGAACUUACACGUUUUGUAAUGUUGGCUCAAAAAUUUUGACAGGGAUUUUUCUCGACCGCGUGAAAAGUAUGAAGGACGCUUUUUUGGUGUCUACGGUCAAAUGAAUGAAAGAAUUAUGAAUUGACAUUUGGCCCUAUCGAGGAAAGGGGAUUUUUUCCUUAAUCAACCUCUGAUCAUGAUAGAUUCUAACAUGAUGAAUUUACAACCUGUUAUUUCCACAGAUAAUGACUCGGCUUUCAUCUUGACUUGCGAUGUCUCCGAAUCACUUUUCUGUGUUUGUGUAUUAUACCUUUCCACGCUGGAGUCAGCGGUCCACGGAUGUAUGUAUAAUUUUUCGGCACUGAUACCGUUUUCUAUGUAUUUGAGUAUAAAUCACGUGAUUGCUACAUUUCCUCUCUUUUUCUUUUUUCUUUGUCAGUUUUAUAAUUCAUUACUACACUCGUAUAAUACCGUGACAUAGUUCUCUUACAACAUUGUUCUUAUAAAUAAAAUGUUUUAGUUUUGAGGGGUGCCUCUCCCCCUCCCCGAUUAAGAACGAAGCGUCAAUCCAUAAUUCUUUGAUUCAUUUGGCAUCGACACCCAAAAAACGUUCUUCUUGGCUCAAGAACGCGCAUGUAGCUUAAUAAUUGAAAAUUAAAUUUAUUGAUUACAACCGUGUGCGGCCAAUCUUCUCUUAGACAUCUUCUUCAUUAACAAUAAGUUUUGUAGAAUGAAACAGGUUGGUUGGCUCUACAGAAUGAACAUUCCAGUUUUUCACUGGAGCCAAUUGCACUACGCAAUUUAUAUGAUCCCCAAAGUUACAGCGGUCGAUUCCACUAGAAUUUACCUUACAAAUAGCUGAAUAUUUUAUCUCUUUGAUACGAUGCUAUUUUUUAAAGUUUUAAUUCUGUAAAAACGAUGAAGUGAUAAUCAUCUAAAGAAAUUGAUUACCUCGAAAUUCAAUUUCAACACGGAUUAAUAUUUACUGAUUUCUUUUGCGACAGAUCAAAAUCAGCUGUCUAGACUUGAUCCUCUUUCUCACCUAGCGAUUUUAUUUUUAUUUUCUAUUAGACGUGUAAGAAUUCUCAUCUGUAGUAUAUAAAAAUUAGUUAUAACUUUAUGCGAUAUUCUAUGCAUAAUUGGCAAAAAAAAUUGUUUUAGGAUAGGUAAAUUCACUUACGUAUACAUAUGAUUAUAAUAGACACAUAGAUGUGACAUUAUGUGUGUUAUACUAUACAUAAUAUAUUUAUAUGAUGUAUAGUAAUAUAUAUAUAUAUACAUAUAUGUAUAAACAUAUACCUAGAUAUAAACGCUUUUGUAAACGUCAAAAUAUUUUCAGUAAUAGGAAAGAAGCACAUGUGUCAGGUUUUAGAAUGUCAUUUAAUCAUUAUCAGAGUAAUCACUGUUUUGUAAAGAGGAAGAGUAAUAUAUUAUUGAUGAAAGACUAGAGAAAGAUAUGGAGAAGACCAGUUAACACAGAAUAAUUGUACAUAUUAUUAUAUAGUAAACUAAAUUAAUAUUUUCAUGUGUACUUUAUAAAAAAUAUGAUGAUGGUGAUUUGUAACAAUUCUCAGUCGAAUUUGUGACGGUAACGCGAAGAUAUAGUACGACUGUCUAUUCCAAUUUUGUCUAAAUAUAAUAUUUUUACGAAACUUUCAGUUUUAUUAAAUCAAUAUCUAUGUGUAUAUCUGAAAAAUUAAAUACAUACCUCAUCUACCUCUAAUUUUUAUUAUUUUUUUUUUUUACGUCAUACCAUGACGAUGGAAAAGUAUUGUCACUUCGAGCAAAAUAUUGCUGGCUUGUUUUAAUCAUUACCGCUUAUGGUGUAAUUUAUAAUCCAUGAAAUAAAAACAUCUUCUAAUUUUAAUUUUUGCUAAUGGAAAAAAAUAUAUACAUACAAGUUGAAAUUGAUGUUGAGGUAUUUAAAGGAACAAAAGACCAGAUUAUGAAAACGUCAAUAGUUUAUUUCGUCAGGCAUAGGUGUAUCGAAUUUAUUUCAGAAACAAAAAUAAUUAAUAUUGAUGUAACAGCUGUAAAUAAUUCACAAUGCAUUAUUGAUCGAAGUGUUGUGCUACCGUCUUCUUUCCCCAUCUUCCAUUCCGUAAUAAAUACAAGUGUAUAAAUUAAAUCUGUUAAGAGAAGUGGUAAUCAAAAAAUAAAUAGACUAACAAUCAUGUUUAGUCUCACAAGUUGGAGGUCAUGUCUUUAAAGUAAGAGCUGAAUGCGACAAGUGAUAAAUAUUUAUCUGAGUAAUCUGAGUAUGUACAGUUUAGAAAGACAAUCAAAUAGUGUUUAAUAUUGUUUAGGUUUCUUUUUGAUAAAUAAAACUGCAAUUGAUACAGGAAAUUGGAAGGGUUAUUUGUAACUUAAUUUCACAGCGGCGUCGCCAUGUGGGCAGUCUUAGCUUCAGCUUAUCUGUAACACGUAAAAAUAGAAGAUAUGUAGAAUUAAACUAAAAAUAUUUGAACCAGUUCAGAAACGAGAGUGCAACCACAUCGUUGACAAAUUCUGUUUGAUUUACGUAGACGCUACAAUAACUAAAAAUAUUGUAACGGGAAUUCAGUCACCAAUUUUAUAUAACAUGUUUGUGCAUCGGUUAACAGAUAACAUAUGUUGACCGAGAAUUUCCAUGUAUAAGACCAGCUGUUGCAUAUAGCUGAUCAAAUUUUUAUGAAAUAUGGUAUAAACUUACAAAAUUUUUUUCCACAAUUUGUUUCAUAUCUAAGAAUUAUUUAGAAUUUCUCUUCAUCUAGGCCGUGCUUAAAGAACAUCAGUACCGGCACUGAGUCACCGUCGAUAUCACGGUAUUCCAUUAGACCAACAAUUCCAUCAAUAUCCAUUGA
This is a messenger RNA of Neodiprion fabricii, 9871 nucleotides long. It is a transcript of the gene Usp, whose product is annotated as retinoic acid receptor RXR. The coding region runs from base 660 to 1952 and encodes 430 amino acids. Gene Ontology annotation, molecular function: nuclear receptor activity; nuclear steroid receptor activity; RNA polymerase II cis-regulatory region sequence-specific DNA binding. The record is from RefSeq and is a predicted model, not a curated record. The transcript has 6 exons. NCBI's taxonomy places the organism in Eukaryota, Metazoa, Arthropoda, Insecta, Hymenoptera, Diprionidae. Gene Ontology annotation, cellular component: nucleus; activator ecdysone receptor complex. Gene Ontology annotation, biological process: cell differentiation; cellular response to ecdysone; positive regulation of transcription by RNA polymerase II.